AUGCCGCGCAGAGUUGGUAGCAAUGUGCCUCGGCAGGGAAAGGGACCUACUAUCCAUCUUCGGCCAUACAAGUGACUAGGAGGUGGAAGAUGUGCUGUACAUUGAGUGUCUGCAAAUGGUGCACGCAGGCCUGUUCUCCGUCGAAGCUGGGACUCCAAGAGUCGGAAGUGGGAACUGGCACAUUCUCAAGCCCGCUAUUUCAUCCUACUGGUGUUAAUUUCCGCAGAGGAUGGCUUUACCACCUUUUCGAGUUCUCUGCCGGACAUCUCUGAUCUCACUAUCUUGAUCGAUAGGAGAAAGACUUUGAUCCACGGACGGAAGGCUGUCGUGGAGUACUUGACGAAGCUGCACAUUUACAAGAGCAUUUCCGACGUCCGUGCUGGCAGUGAGCUGUAUAAUCGCACGACCAAGGUUACCAAUCAGUUUGAGGGUUACAGGGAGGUAGUCAUGAGGUUGAAGCAGCCGAGGACAGUUUUUGUACAGGCAAAUACUGUAUUGUCUAGCGUGGGUAGCGUCGAGUUAAGGGAGUAUGAGGAUUUGGUGGAAGGGAUGAAGAGCUAUGCUGAGAGGGGGGUUUGA
Molecule: messenger RNA, 579 nt
Organism: Tuber aestivum (summer truffle)
Lineage: Eukaryota; Fungi; Ascomycota; Pezizomycetes; Pezizales; Tuberaceae
Source: the annotation of a GenBank genome assembly